Molecule: messenger RNA, 396 nt
Organism: Encephalitozoon romaleae SJ-2008
Lineage: Eukaryota; Fungi; Microsporidia; Unikaryonidae
Product: histone H2B
Exons: 1
Coding region: 1-396 (131 amino acids)
Molecular function (GO): protein heterodimerization activity; DNA binding
Source: RefSeq, a predicted model, not a curated record
AUGGCGAAGUCCUCAAGACAUGUUACAGGCAAAGCACCAGGCCCUGCCUUGGAUGGUGGAGAUAAGAAGAAGACUAAGAAGAAGUCAUCGUCGAUGUGCGUUGGCGGUAUGUUCAAGUCCGCAGUCAAGCGUAUUUCUCGUGAGGUCAGCCCAGAUAAUAAUAUCAUGCUGACAAGCAAUUCAAUCCAGGUUCUUUGUGGAAUCUCAUUCGAUUUUGUUGAUACAGUUGCUGACCUUGCAGGUGAACUGGCAAGGAAGGUUGGGAAGCAGACAGUGGGGUCUGACGACAUCAUAAGCGCAUUUGAGAUCUUGCUCAAGGGAGAGUUGAGAAAGUUGGCCAUCAGAGAGGUUCACAAUGCUCUUUCUAAGAGUCAGGCCAAGUCCCGUGGAAAAUAA